Molecule: messenger RNA, 1401 nt
Organism: Arctia plantaginis
Lineage: Eukaryota; Metazoa; Arthropoda; Insecta; Lepidoptera; Erebidae
Source: the annotation of a GenBank genome assembly
AUGUCCGUCGUAAAAAAGAAGAAACGUGUUUCUAAAAAGAACAAAAAGGCGUGGGGAAAAUAUUGUGAUAUUCGCGAUGUGGAGGAGUUCCUAGAAGAUCAACGAUUGGAAGAGAGAUUAGGCAAGUUUGAAACAAAGCCAGAUAGCGAGUUGUUUGUGAUAGACACAGGAGAAGAAGCUAAAGCUGAUGAUGAGGUUGAGGACAAGAAGCCUCUGUCAGCUAAGUUGCAGAAGAGAGCCAAGCUGAAAGAGCUACCUAGAUGCUUUGAAGUAUUGAUGCCAACUUCCAAGGUCCAAGAUCCAAAUGCAAAACGUAAUCGUGUAAAUCCAAUUGGAUCCAAGAAAACAGCAUUAAGCAAAUUGUCUGAAAAGAGAAAAACAGAAAAGAAAAUAUUUGAGAAGAAGCUAGAGGAAGCUAAGAAGAAUAGGAAAAUGGCUAGAGAUAAAAAAAGGAAAGAAAAGAAAGUUAGAGAGAACUUCAAUUUGGAUUUGUGGGGAAAUGAUUUACCGGAAGCUAAAGGCAUACCAGAGACCCUCUGUCACGAGUUCAUUUCUACCGAAGCCCAACUGCAUAAUGUAUUGACCACACAGAGACUCCGGCCGAAGCCCCCAGUAGCCAAAACUUUAGCCACUCGUCCAGCUGUUGAAGUACCUCAUCCAGGAGUCAGUUACAAUCCAUCAUUUAAGGAACACCAAGAACUUCUUCAAGAAGUAGGCCAACACGAACAGAAGAUGAUGAAGCGUGAGGCACACCUCCUCAGAGUCACCACCGGCAUGUUCCGUAGGGUUACACAGCAGGAAAAAGAAAAUCAAUGGAAAGAAGAGAUGUCAGCUGGCCUCCCUCAGCCCCAUAACCCGGCUAAUGACCCUGAACCAGAGUCGGAAACAGAUAACGAGUACAAGGCUAUCAAUCCGCCUGUCAAGAAUAAGAAGAAAGAUCACAAAGCUAGAAGGAAACAGAAGGAGCAGAUUUUAGAGAAGGAAAGGUUGAAACGAGAGAAAAUCAACAAGAAGAAGAUUACAGAUCUUUAUAAGCUACGCCAACUCCAGUCGUCGAUCUCUGAGAGCGAGCAGCAGCAGGCGAGCUCGCGCGACAAGCGCGUGCAGACGCGUGCCGCGCGCGCCGCCGCCGCCCCCCCCGCGCUCAGCGCGCACGCCGCGCCGCGACCAGAGCCCGACUUCGUGGACCCCGCGCUGCUCAGCGGGGACCUCAGGAACGUUAAGACCAACUCAAACCUCCUCCGCGACCGCUUCGAGUCCCUCCAACGCCGCGGAGCUCUCGCCGCCUCCAAGGUGAUGAUGAAGAAGAAACGUAAACUCAAGAGUUACUUUAAACCCGGACACAAAGUCACCGACAAUGACAUCGAGAAGUUCUUAAAAAGAAAUGCAGAGAAGAAGUGA